Tribolium madens (black flour beetle) is the source of this 446-nucleotide messenger RNA. RefSeq names its product neuropeptide-like 4. Lineage: Eukaryota; Metazoa; Arthropoda; Insecta; Coleoptera; Tenebrionidae. The coding region runs from base 145 to 318 and encodes 57 amino acids. The transcript is spliced from 2 exons. The record is from RefSeq and is a predicted model, not a curated record.
AUACCUUUCUUGUCUUACUGCAAAAACAAGCAAUGUAAAACGGUUAGUCAUAUGACCAAACUUCUGGAUCCUAUUAUAUAUAAAGAACAUCGGAUAAUGAGACUUCAUAGGUUUGAAUAACCGGUGCUACAGAUCACAACAACAAUGUUCAAAUUGCUCUUCUUCUUUGCCUUGUUGGCUCUUGCCUUGGCUGUCCCCAAACCUGGCCCACUUCCUGGACCAGUGGCACAGCCAAACCCACAAUUCUACGCCGUGCCAGCCUAUUCCACCUAUGCUGCGUACCCCUACGCCUAUGGAUGGGGUGGAUUAGUGUACUAGAGCUCUGGAUCUAUGGCCAUCUACCGAUCGUUGUUUUGAAGUUUUAAGUCUGCUCUGUUAAGUUUUAAGUGAAUUUAAUCUAAUCUUGUAAUGCAAAAUAAAUAAAUAAAUAAAUUUUAAAAUAAAAA